AGGGUCCUUUUGUCGCUGCUUCCCGCUUUUCUUAUUUGUCCGAACUCCGAUUGAGCACUGCGGGCGAUGCUCUCUCGCCUGACUUGCAGCUUGUUUUCCAGUUUGCAGAGGACUCCGUUCCCCGUUCUGUUUCGUUUUUCGGCACCGGUUGAAGACGCAGGUUUCUUGAGGAUUACGAGGUUCUGCCUCUUGGGAUUCGCGUGUGGUUUCGAUGUUUAAGAAUCAGCGUGUUGGUUGGCAGCAAAUACUGCCUCAGGGUGGAUGGGUUGAGGCCAAAUGAGAUGAUGCGUAGAAAUUGAGAGUUGUAGCCGUUUGGUCUGCCGACUAGUUGAGUCUGUGUGAGUGCCACAAUAAGACCUGCAAUUGUGAGUGUGAUGAUGGUUCCGAAGGGGCAGGGACGUAGACCAUCAAUUGUUACUAGUGAAGUGGAUGACUCUCGUAAUUCUAGCCAUGGAGAUGUUUUGGUAGCAGUGCAGGUUUUUCCAUGAACAGGGCACGUACUGGACACAGUUCUCUCCUUCCGAGCGUACUCGAACAUGGUUGAGUGUAUGCGGGAUGCUGAAGUCUGGUUGCCCUUGCUAUCCUUUAUCUCCUGCCGUACCCUCUGAAUGGGACAGAUGCCACGGAUGUAUCGAUGUUGCAUUGUGAGAUCUCUCUUCGUGAAAAGUUGCGCCAAGUCGUUGAGGCUCUAGGAUUACGUGAUCCAAACAGGAAGUUGUUCUAGAAAUGGAUUAUGGAUUUGGUUUCAGGAACUAAGGCGGAGGGAUUAGGGAUUCUUUGGCAAGAAUCAUUAGCUUAGCAUGGCAGGAAGGGAGAGUCCGUUUCGGAGCAAGAAACGGAAGAGCAUGGAAAUCGUCAAAGGGGGCCUUCCCAACAAAAAGUUCCAGAGUCCACUUAUCAUAACUGCGCCCAGUGGCAAGACUGCUACAAAGACGAAGUCGCGGCUUCCUUUGUUUGAUGGGUACAGCGCUGUUGAUGAGGAUCAGAUCAAGCAACUGUUUCUGGCUCGUAUCAAUGAAGCGGAAGCGCUACUUAAACAGAAGCGAGGGUCGUCGCAAGAGACCAUCUUAUCGUCGCUUUGUAAAUCAGGACUGAGAACGCCGCGAAAGGCUAAUCCCGGUAUCACUACUCCGAACCCUUUCUCCUUCAUGACCCCAGGAGGACGACGAGAGUCGGCUUCCGGGAUACGUAAUUUCGCUGCUGGAAGGCGAGAAUCUGUAAUCAGCAGGAGAGAUUCCAUGGCUGGGCGAAGAUAUUCAGUCUCUGGAAGGAGGGAGAGUCUUUCUGGGAAGACACCAUGCACGCAGCAGAAGCCGCGAUUUCCAAUGUCUGGUAGGAAAAUGAAGUUGCGGGCAUCAAUGCAGCUGAAACUAGUAGAGAGCCAGGAGCUGCAGGCCUCACGCCUCGCGCAGGUGAAGCGGGAGACCUGGAUGGAUCGGCAAGAGCGGGCAUAUAAUGGUUUGUUGAACAGAAUUUUGAAACAACCGAUGGAUCCAAAUGCGAAGGUCAUGGAGAUAAAGCACUCUAUCGGGUCCUUGGAGAGAACUUCGUCUAGCCAUGGAAUGGGAAUAGGGUCGACUUCUUUUGAUAGCAGUUGCAGCCAUGUGCGAAAUUUAGCUAGAAACGUUUCAGAUGAUGGCAGAAAUUCUCAUUCGAUGGUGCACCAGAACCGAAAGAUUAUAUCGAAGGCUCAGACGUCUGGUCUGCGAAGUUCCAGGGAAACGAAAUACAACGUUGGGAAUGAUUUACAUGCGCUGGAAACUCCUCUGAACCAAAUCUGUAGUCUUUCGGAGCUUAAGCGUCGCCUUCUUCCGUAUUUAGAAGAGAGCAAAUGUGACAGGAUAAUUUCAACUAUAACCCAGAUCGCCAAGUACAUUGAUGAUGGGAGACUGCGGAUGAAACCCAAUUGCGUUGUGUUAACAGAUGUAGCCUUACGGACGAAAGCUCUAGAUGUGCUUUUCAGCUACAAUCCUGCUUGGCUUCGACUAGGUUUGGCAGUUGUCUUAGGUCCUAUAGCAUUCAGUGACAAAAACUUGUCAACACCGGAAGGUUUUGUGGAUGAAGAGAAUCACCCUGAGACUACCUUCUUGGAAGUACUUCUUGAGGAACAUUUUUUUGGCGAUUCUACGCUUGCCAAGCAAUUUGCCACGAACAGGUCUAUAGAUGGACUAUACCGUGACGGUUUCAGAGAGGAAUUGGGGAAAAUUAUACUGAAGAGAACGUUUCUACUCAUUCUUGUACUCGACAAAAUUAAGAGCGAGACAGCUCUACAUGCUCAACAUGGAAUUGAUGGACUCGACGGGGGCUCGCCAUUGCUAUUUCAACCUAAUGGUUGUGUCAAAUCCAGUCGGCAAGCUUUAGAAGAUUUUCUCUCACAUGUCAUGCAAGGAGAAGGAGAUCUGAUUGUGCACGUCGGCAAGCUGGGUUACCAUGUUUCUCAUAUCCAGGCUCCGAUUUGUGAAUACGACUUCGAAGUGAGGAAUGUGGUUGAUGACCUCCAAGAUGGCGUUCGUUUGUGCCGUCUCGCGCAACUCAUGUCUAAUGACUUAUCCAUUCUGGUGAAAAUCAAGUUUCCUUGUCUAGCGCCCAAGAAACGAGCGCACAAUUGUGAGCUGGCGUUAGAGAGUUUUGCCCGGUCUGGUGUUCUUCUGGAAGAUGAAACCGGAGCUUCUAUUACUGCUGAGCACAUCUCAUCUGGUCAACGAGAAAAAACGCUUUCUCUGAUAUGGAACUUGAUCCUCUAUCUACAGGUGCCCAGUUUGGUGAGCCAUCCCAAGCUGUUUCAUGAUCUUGAACGAGUUGGUCUGGUCGUUAAUUCGGGCGCAAAAGGAUACGCAGUACUAGAUUUGUUAUUAUCCUGGGUUCAGGCAAUUUGUGUAAAUGUCGAUGGUGUCACGGUACAAAAUUUCAGCACAUCUUUUGCAGAUGGCCAAGUUCUGUGCCAUCUCAUUAGCAACUUUCUACCGGAUUGUCUGCCCUGUCAAGCCAUAAGGAUUCCCGAUAAUUCAGCCUUGAAUGUCAACGGUGAUCAAAGCUAUCAGAUAGGUCAUUCGGAACCUCAAAACUUUCUAAGGUGUGAGAAUGGCUCUUCGAGAGAUCGUAGUGCAAUAGUCCACAACUUUCAAAUGGUGGAAAAUGCUGCCGAAUUGUUAGGCAUCGCUCCGGAGGUUCUUCGACUAUCAGAUAUGGUGGAUGGAGACUCUUGCACAAGCGAGCGCAAUAUUAUAAUUUUUGUCGCUCAUUUAUGCUCAGCUCUUUUGAAUGCAAACCCGCAGGAUUUCCCGUCCUCCAGUAGUGUGGUUCCUAUCCCCUUAAAAGAUGAGUCGAACUUGGGUCUUAUGAAUAACUUGAAGUUGGUGGAUGUUCACCCUGAAGCAUCAUAUUUAUCUAGAGAUGCGACCUCAGAGAAUGCAGCCACUUGCAUUCAAGCGUGGUAUAAGGGACGAAGGCAACGUAUGAAAUUUGAGAGGAUCAAAAUGAUGGUCAUCGUGCUUCAAAGAUUUGUGCGAGGAUGGCUGACAAGAGUCCGGGUUCUGAAAGGUGGAAUCUCCAGUUGGACUGAAGAAGAUGACGAUUCAGUUGUCAUUCAAUGUGAUGAGAACGGAGCAUCACAACAGGAAGUCCUCGAGAUUCUGUCGAGGCAUGUGUCGGCUCUGCAGUCGCGGUUGAGAAAUCGAAAGCUAAGAGCGGCAUUUCUGUCUCAAAGAAAAGGGGCCAGGACGAUUCAACGUUUUUGGCGAAGUUUCCAGGCUCGAAGAACUGAGCGCAGAUUAGCUGCAGCAGUGCUCAUCCAGGCUUUCUGGCGGGGACACUUGGUUCGGAAUCUGCUAAUCCAGAAGUCGUUAGCUGCACGUAUCAUACAGAAGCUUUUCCGAGGAUAUUCCAAACGAUUGCAAAUCCAGAAACGCAAUGCUGCUGCUCUCUUGAUACAGAGAUUUGCAAGGGGUCGAAUUCAGAAAUCAUCGUAUCGAUUACAUUUGAUGGGCAUCGUAAGACUUCAAGCUCUCUUUAGGGGUGCCAUUGUGCGAGUGCGAAGCAGACGUGAUGCAAAGUACAUCACAAAUGUUCAAGCUAUGUGGCGAGGAUAUUGCGUCAGGAAGCUUGUCCACCGAUGGAGAAUCGCAGUCGCAUCGAUUCAAUGGCAUUUUCGGAGAUUCAUGCACAGAAAACACCAUAAAGCCCAAAUGCUUCGGAUUGCGCAGAUUCAAGCCGCCUUCAGAGGCGCGAUUGUUAGGAAUAGGUUGCGAGUGGAACGAUACGCUGCCGGACAUAUUCAGUCUAUUUGGCAUACUUACAAGAUGAGAAAGAUUGUGAAAGAGAAGCACGCGGCUGCUGUACGGAUUCAAUCAUGGUACCGUUGUCUUCGUGGAAGGAAAUGGUAUGUAUCAUAUCGAUCCCGGAUCAUUUUAUUGCAGGCAACAAUUCGGGGUCAUCUUUCAUGGAAGCGGUUCAAAGACAUGCGGUUAGCAGUAAUCAUGCUUCAAUCAUACUGGCGAGGAUUCCUUGUGAAGAGGAAGAUGGAAAUUGAAAAUCUUGCUGCAAUGUGCUUCCAGAAGCAUGCUCGUAUUUACCUUCAGUUUCACAGGAAGCAGCUGCAAAACCUGCAAUAUGCACCUGUCACUACCCAGGACUCGUAUGGGGGAUAUUUUCAAACCAGAUUGAAUCACGAGGAGUUGCUGGCUAUUGUUAGAAUCCAGUCUAUUUGGCGGGGCUGUUUACAGAGGAGGAUGAAUAAUACUAGUAUCACUGAACAUGUAAUUUCACGACAAGCUACAGACGCAACAGCUUGUGUCAUUCACGGUCACUUGGGAAGGCAACUUGUGAAUAAGAACGAGAACAUUCGUCGUCCAGAGCAUCUUGUGGGUGGGUGUGCUGUAGUGGACCUAGAAGCCCGGACAUGGGGAUGCAAUCCUCAAGAGCAUGAAGCUGCUAAAAUACUGACUUCGUGGGCGAAAGCACUGAUUCUCAGGCUUCGGUUUUUGGUGAUGCGAAGUGCAGCCAUUACCAUUCAGAAAACAUUUCGCGGUCAUAAAACCCGCCAGCAUUUCAACGUGGUCAUUAAUUGUGUUUGUCGAAUUCAGGCACACUGGCGGGGACACAAAUGGAGAUCAGGGCGUAGUCGGAUGGAGCAGCAUAUGCAAGAGUUGCGACUGCGUAUGCAAAGCACAGCCGCAACAGUUGACAACAGCCAGCGGUUGGGUAACCGACUCACCGAGGCUUUGUCGCAACUUUUAAGCCAGAAGACUGUCAGCGGAAUUCUUCAUACCUGUGCCACUAUUGACAUGGCCACGGAGCAUUCAAAGCUAUGUUGUGAACGCUUGGCUGAAGGAGGGGCUGUGAACAAAUUGUUGCAGCUCAUCCAAACUGUCAAUCGAAGUCCACCACAUGAACAAGUUCUCAAGCACGCUCUUUCCAUUCUUGGCAACCUUGCCCGUUUUCCGAACCUGGCAUUCUCAGUUGCGAGUGAACAUGACUCGGUCAACAUCAUCGUAGAGCAACUUUUAAUCUUCAGAAACAAGGAAGUAGUCUUUUCGAAGGCCAUGAGGAUUUUGCAGCAUGUUAGUCGCACACCGGGUUGCGUGGAUGUCAUUCAGCAGGAUAUGGUCGCAAUACGAAGAUUGCAAAAUGUUGCCAUCUUAUUGGAACGAAGAUUCGAAGUUGAGAAGAGAAAUCUGGACAAACUGCCGCCAUGUGCUCCCUCAGCCGUUCGACAAGCAGCUGAUCUGAAGCUGAAGGAAACCGUCCAGCAGCAACAGUCUAUCAUGUCAAUCAUGCCAGGUCUGGUUUUAAAGAAGGUGAAUACAAAUCCUUCUCCUGUCUCGCUCAGUUGCAUUGGCAAAAAGGUGCCCUUCUCAACGUCGGCUGAAGAGAGAAAGCGACAGAGACCAAAAGCCGGUGUAGUGCCUUCCAUGAAGACAUCAAACGGUGCCACCGCAAACAUCAAAUCUGGCACUUUGUGUUCAAAAAUUGUCACGAACAUUAAAGAGACUGAUAUUCAAGGGCAUGUCCAUAGGGGAUCAGCUCCUAGACCUGCUUCUCUCUCUGUUACAAACAUUGAAGGAUCUGUGAAGGCCGUUGCCCCGAGGCCUAAUCGAGUGUCCAGUGGAAGAAGGGAGAGUGCAUCCAACACUACAAUCACUGGUUUUCAAACCAAGGCUCAGAAUGAAUUGCCUCGAAUUCCUCUGAGAGAUCGGUCGAACAGUGCAGCUAAAGUGGUGCGGAAAUAAGAGCCUUGUCUUCAGUUACUGUUCUAUUUUACUAUUGUAUUUAUUUAGGAUGAUAUGUCUGCUGAAAUCCUCACUCAGUAUUGACUUCCGUUCAGCCCAAGAAGAGUUGCCAGUGCCUUGUAAAUUUCACGAUCAUGUCGGGCACCUCAUUCAUUUAAAUAGUGUAAAAUCUGGAAUUUUAAGCAUUUUGAUUAUGCCAAUCAGGGCUUCCUCCUCAUUAAGUGACUACUUUUCUUCA
Messenger RNA from Physcomitrium patens, 6465 nucleotides. RefSeq lists its product as uncharacterized. Gene Ontology annotation, molecular function: calmodulin binding. Gene Ontology annotation, cellular component: spindle pole. Gene Ontology annotation, biological process: spindle organization; mitotic cell cycle; establishment of meiotic spindle localization. The record is from RefSeq and is a predicted model, not a curated record. Lineage: Eukaryota; Viridiplantae; Streptophyta; Bryopsida; Funariales; Funariaceae.